AUGAUGAGUUUGACUUUGAAAGGAUCUCAGAUAAACCUUACUAAAAAUAACACCAAUAGUGGCAGGUCAUCCGCAAGAACGUUUUCCGCAAACUGCCGUACUCGACGCGUCAACCAAGAAAUCGGAAAUCCUGAUCACUCUUCAAAUGACUUUGGGGUGUUGUCUGGUUCAUCUAUACAAUCACUUAAAGCGGAAAUGAAUGCACUCGACAAUUUAUUCUGUGAAGAUGACUACAACACGUAUGGCAACUUAAAUGAAGCAAAUACUACAGAUUCGACUGCACUUAAAAAGAAUGAACGCAGUUCAUUUUUGAGCAGUCAGAAUGACAACAGUGUGUCGCAGUGGUUAGAAACACAUUUUCAUGAUCAGAGCAUUAAUAAUGCUAAAUGGUCUAAGGUAAACGAUGACAGUGUAACACUGUGUUCAGAAAACAGAAAUGAAGAUUUCAAUUCCCUGAGUCAUGCUAAAAUGAUAGAGGAUAGUUUAGAUGCUGAUUUGGAUGAAGAGUUUUCCAAUAUUACAACAAAUAGAAAGAAAACCUUGAAUGACGGCAAUGAUGCAUACUAUGUAGACAACAAUGAAAAGGCAGAUACCCCACCACCUUGCGCAGUUAGACCGUCUUCAAAUUCAGUCAAUAUGUCGCGUCCAAUAAGCAGUCCUCAUGAUGACACUGACCUAUUAUCGGCCAAUUCUGUUGACCACAACAGACGCAAUGCAGCAGCGAUUACUAUACAGCAUUUUUGGAGACGUCAUAGAAGAAGACAUUUAGCAGCUGAGGCGGCAAUGCGUCGACUCCUGGUGGACCAGAAAAGAAGACUUAGUGAACAGAACUCAAUAAAUAAAGGACAACCUAUUCAUUCAGUUUUACAAAAUCGUCAAAUUACUUUACAAGAGAAAAGAAAGCAGCAGCGUCAAGAGGCCAUAAAGGUUUUGCACGAAAACCGACCUGUAAAGAAUUUACAGAAGCAAGAAGAUGUAAAGGGUGUGUCUGAAUCUAAUGAUUCACUUGUUAAACAUAAGGAAGAAUUAAAUAAAAAUGAACCAAAUAUUCUGAAUAAGCCUUCUUCUCCAAUUAGGGUGAAUCAGUACAAAGCUUCCAAUUCCUGCAGCAAAAUUCUCCAAAAUCAGGAGAACACAAUUUGUGUUAAAGAUGAACUCGCUCAUAAUGGCGGUUAUGAUGACUAUUUGAUGAAUGAUUCCAGUUUACCGGUUGAACAGUGUAUUACAAACUUAAAUAGCAAGGAGAGUGGAUCAGCUGUUGAUAAUAUACUUCAGGAGCUGAAAAAAUUAGAGAAUGCAGAUGACUCAACAUAUCACACAAUACGUGAUAACAGUGUGUUUGCUACAGCUGAAAAACAAAUUCCAGUAAAACAGUCUGCAGCUCCAAAUACAUGGUCUGAGAUGGUGAAAGAUAUUAGUCGCGUCUUAUCUGAGGCUGAACAGGAUGAACUGGAUUUACAUGACUCCAGAAAGCUUUGUGAUUCUUCACGAACAAUUGGUUUGAAUGGCAUUGGGGCUCGUCCUGAUUCCUCGAUCUCUAAUCAUUCUUCUCGCAUUCAAUCAAGCUCACUUGGUCAGUCGACAGCAAUUACAAACAACCAUUCACAGCUAACUGAAGAAAAUUUACGUUCGCAUACAAAAUACAGAGCUCAAAAGGAACUAGACCGAUCAAUUUCACAAUGUCGAGAGAAAUUAGCUACUUUUUGCAAGUCGAAUUAUGUCAGUGUGAACUCCAAACCUCAAGAAUCGACUAUUAAUAAUAAUUCUACUAUUAAGCGUUCAUACAGUGCGAAAACUCGUAAUCAGUCAGUGUUAUCACCUAAACUAGCCAAUGUGAGUGACACAAAUGCAAAAGCUGUGUAUCCAGUUCAUAUUAAAAACCCUAAGAAUUUUUCGAACACAUCUCUGACAAAUUUCAGCAUCCAAGAUUCAAAAGUGGAAGAUAAAUCGAUUCACAAGAAUAAUGGUGUACAAAGCAUGCGAAAUCUCUAUGACACUGCAUCUUUUUUAGAUGCCUUAAAGAUGCCGGACUCCAAUGAUGGUGAUACAAUUAUUGAAAAUCAAACUCUAUUACUAGAACUAGAGAAAAAAGAAGGUCAAAUAAAACGCUUACAACGCAUCAUAGAACAUCAAAGAGAAUUAUCUCUACGUCAACUGCAAGACACACAAAGGGAUGGUGAACAAAGAGUCGAAUCACUUAAAGCUGAUUAUGAAUGCACGAUAAAUCGAAAUUACAAGCUAAUAGAUGAGUUAAUUGAAGAGAAGAAACUGCUUCAUACAAAGUGUGAAGAACUUUUGGAAGAAUUGAAAAGCAUGACCAAGAAAUCGGAAGACAGACUUAAAACAACCGAAGAAAGACAUAAGGUUGAACUUCGAAAACUAGAAGCUAAACAUGCAGCAGCUGAAAAAGUACGUCGAGAAAAAUGGGAAGCAGAAAAGGCGAAACAUUUCAAAGAAGUGACUAUUCGUGGCAUGGAAAACGAAGUUGCUCAGAUGAUAGCUAAUCACAAGGCAGAAGUAGCACAGUUGCGUCAAACAUAUGCUGAACAGAUUCAAGCCGCUGAUGUACGAGCCUUUCAGGCUUAUACAAAUCAUAUUGAAGAAUUGAGACAAACACUGAUCAAGGAAAAGGAAGAGGCUUGCUCUAAAGAACGAGAGAUUGCUGAACAAAGGUUGAAUCAAACAUUAACGGAAGAACGUAGUUCUUUAGAGGCUCAUCGACGUAGACUGUUGAAUGAAAUUUCUGAUGAGCGUGAAAGAUUAUCACUAACAGCGUCCAAGCAAAAAGAGGAAAUGGAUACCCUAAGACAGAACUUAGAAUUAGCUCUAACACAAGCCAACAAGCAACACAAAGAGGAGAUGCAACAACUAAAAGCAGAUUUAAAUCAGAGACACAAGGAUGAAAUAGCUCAGUUGAAUCAGCGCAAUUUAGCUGAACGUGCGGCAUGGGAAGGCCAUACGAAGUCCUUACUGGAAUCUCAAUAUACUGCCAGGGAAACUAUGUUAAGAGAACAAUUCAAAAAAGAACGUGACCGCCUGUUAGAAUCUGCAGUUCAUCGACUAGAGGCUGAAGCAAAUGAAGCACGUCAGGAAACUGAUCGCCAAGCGGAAUUAAAGAUCAAACGUGUAAGAGAAAAAUUUCAAACUGAAAUUGAAGAACUUGAAAGGUCUGAAAAGCAAGCAAUGGAAAAAUAUUGUCAGAUGAAGACCCAAUUUUUGGACAAAGAACAUGAGGCAGACAGACUUCGAUCACAACUUACUCAAAAAGACCAAGAACUGACUGAAGUUCGAGUACUAUACGAGAAACUAAAUCAAGAACGUCAAAAUAUUUCUGAUGUGAUUCGUCAAGAAUUUGCUGAUCGGCUUGUUCUUGUGGAAGAAGAAAAUAGGUCGAUAAAGCGUGAAUUGGCUGAAAGCCGGGCUCGUGCAAAAGCUGAACACGACAGGCAUGAAAAAGAAAUUGAAGCCGUCAAAAAGCUGAACAACUCUGAAAUAGAGACCGUUCAUCAAAAACUUAAGGAAUUAAUGAAGAAAAAAGAUGAAAAACUUGUAAUGCUACGAGAAACCUUACAAAACGAAAUUGAGAAAAAAGAAAGAGAACUGGAUGCAGCCAAUCAAAGAGCACAACAUUUGGAGGAGUUGAUGGACCAACAAAGAAAACAAUUCUUACAUUCAAAUUACUGA
This is a messenger RNA of Trichobilharzia regenti, 3684 nucleotides long. NCBI's taxonomy places the organism in Eukaryota, Metazoa, Platyhelminthes, Trematoda, Strigeidida, Schistosomatidae. The record is from the annotation of a GenBank genome assembly.